Molecule: messenger RNA, 4204 nt
Organism: Carcharodon carcharias (great white shark)
Lineage: Eukaryota; Metazoa; Chordata; Chondrichthyes; Lamniformes; Lamnidae
Gene: dcp1a
Product: decapping mRNA 1A
Exons: 9
Coding region: 49-1692 (547 amino acids)
Biological process (GO): positive regulation of catalytic activity; deadenylation-dependent decapping of nuclear-transcribed mRNA; deadenylation-independent decapping of nuclear-transcribed mRNA
Cellular component (GO): P-body
Molecular function (GO): enzyme activator activity; mRNA binding
Source: RefSeq, a predicted model, not a curated record
GAGGGAAGUAUUCUGAGUUUCUCCUUUACACAGCUCGGGAAAUCCAACAUGGAGGCGCUGAGCAAAGGCCGCGAUAUUAGCCUUUCUGCUUUGAAGCAAAACGACCCUUUCAUCUCCAGCAUCGUCGAUGUGACCAGCCAGGUCGCGUUGUACACUUUUAACCCAAAGGCCAGUGAGUGGGAGAAGACUGAUGUAGAAGGUACUCUGUUUGUGUAUACCAGGUCAGCUUCUCCUUACCAUGGCUUUACAAUCAUGAAUCGACUUAACAUGAAAAAUUUAGUUGAACCCAUCAACAAAGAUCUGGAAUUUCAGCUCCAAGACCCAUUUCUUCUCUAUAGAAAUUCAAACUUGUCCAUUUACAGCAUCUGGUUUUAUGACAAGAAUGACUGUCAACGAAUUGCGCAACUGAUGUCAAAGGUGGUACAAAUGGAAGCACAGAGAGCCCAGCAAGAAUCUCCGGGGAGAAUCACUCCAAGCAAGCCCAAUGGGUGCGAUGAAGAAAAUCCUAUUGACAUCCUAGACAUGCUUAGCAAAGCCAAAGAAGAAUAUGACCAAACGUGUCAAUUUGGUGAUUCAAGUAUUUUAUCAAGUUCUCCAGGCAUACACAGCACUGCAGGCCUAGCUGUGAAAAAGUCAUCAAUAGAUGAACAUACCUCUUCUCCAGCACAGCACCACAACAAGCAUAUUCUUUCAGGUGCCAAACAUUUGACCGUAGAGGAAUUAUUUGGAACACCUGUUACUAAAGAGCAAUUGAUGAACUCUAAUCAAGAAAUGUUAUUGACACCUCAGCAUGACACCAAAUUAAGAAGUCAAAACUUAAUCUUACCCUUCACUUAUGAACAAUCAACAGAACUUAAGCAAUUGGGGAGCCCUGAGAAUCUUAAUAACAAAAUCAGUCUUUCCCGGUUGAAUUACCAGGAAGACAUUGCACCAGUACUAAUGACACCAGCUGCACUCCAGAAAUCUGAUGUCAAAACCAAUUGUAUGUACAACAUUUCUGCCAGUCCCCUCUUUCAGUCUUCCCUAAAUUUUGAAGCUUCUUCUAAUCAGAGUGUGGCCACCAUCAGUACUAAUGGACACAGUCAGAAUUUGCAACAAGAAGUCAAAACAGUAUCACCACUGAUGAUGUGUCCACUUUCAUCUGAAAUAACGUGUGUUAACCAGAACCUGACUUCAGGAAGUAACCAGAUACCACAGAGUGGCACUGUGGAAAGAAGCACUUCAGAUAUUCGAUCUCGAGGUCGUGAACUGCUUCAGAAACUCAAAUUGACACGACAGCAUGAUCAGCAGCACCAGACUCUCAGCAAACCCUCAUUAGCUGCAAAUUUUUCUCCACUACUUGUAACGCCGGAGAGCUUUAAAGAACCAAACAUAAAAACCACUGAGGCUUCAUUACAGGUUGUUCUCACACCAACAACCACCUCUUCAGUUAGUCCAUCUAUGCUUUUGUCUCCCAGUAUGUUCAAGCAGUCAACAGGAAUGAUUUCAGAAAGUGAAAGGAAGUACGCUUCAACCUCCCCUUUAACAUUGACAUCAGAGGCCCGAUCCUCACCAUUACCAACUGUUCUCAGUAAGACCCAGCUUCAGGAAACAUUAACUCACCUAAUAAAGAAUGACUCAGAUUUUCUGAACACAAUCCAUGAAGCCUAUCUACAGAUUCUUCUAAAGAACGUUGGUAAUAUCAAAUUGUGAAGGACAAGCCACUUUGAAGUACAGGCAUAACAGGUCUCCGCAAGUACAAAUAAUGGAAAUUAUUGCUAUAUUGAGCAACAUGAUACUGUGAGAAUACAACUUCGCAAUAUUAAUUGUUUUGGUUUCUACAUUUAUAUUUUGUGAUCAUCAUUCUUUGUUUACAUCUACAAAGUAUUACUGUAUUUCCAGUUUAAAUAUUGUAAGUACUUCUGUGAAAGUAUUUGGUAAAACAGAUUGUGUAUAUAUAUAGGUAGUAACAUCCUACUUUUGAUGCCUUAAAAGGUAAAAUAUAGUUAAUGAGCAAUGUGAGUUUCCCCGUUAAGUUUUUUUGAUUUCUGUAAGAAACAUUUGUUAAAUGACUUAGUUUUACAGAAGUACCUUUGGAAUUUGUUCCUGUUAAACUUGUCUCAGUUGUUUUGUCACCUUUUAAUGCAUAAAAAUAAGCAUUCUGUGGAGUUUUCUGUGUUUAAAAAUAUAGCACACAGUCCACAGUGUUUUAAAAGCAAUAAUAUAUUUUUAUUGCUUAGAGGCAGAGGGAAGUAUUUUAUUCACUAUUAUUUUAAACAGAUUUUCCAAUUAACUAAAUUUGAAAUGCUGUACAAGUAUGUAUGGAAGUGACAGACUUCUAAUCGUACAAAUGAAUAUAUAAGAUAUAAAUUACAAGGCAAACCAAUCACUAAAAGUCAAUCUAGAGACACAACUAAAUUCCAUUCUAAAUUAUCAAAUGUCUGCUCUUCAAUGCUGGCCCUAAAUGUUUAUUUUGCAUUGCAGAUCUAAUUAUAACUUUAAAAAACAGCAAUAAUAAAAUGAGCUAAAUUCAAAAUUGCACCAUACUCUUAAGUUAAAAUAAACCUGCAUAUUUUUGCAUGUUUAUCUCAAAAUGAUUGUGAAGGUAGGAUAUCUGAAAAUGUUUUCUUGCCUUGAGCACAAAGUUCUCUUUCUUAACAUCACUUAUUGAAUUCAUAGAUGAACUAUGGUUGCUUUGUGUGUGUUUGAAUAUGUACAAAUCCAAAAUGUACAAAUCAAAAAUGAAUUUCUCAUGCUAGCUAUGGAAAUGUGUAAGUUUGCAUGAUUUGUAAUAGCCAGAGAAACCUUAAUUUUCCAAAUGUCCUAAGUUUUUUUUAUUAAGUCAUUUGUAGUCAAUAAUUUUGAAAACAGUUAACUGGCAUACAAAACUUAUCGUAGAUGUCGGCAUAUAAGACAACCUUUGAAACCUCAAAAUCCCUCCGAGCAGGAGGGUUGACUUACGUGGAUGUGGGUGGUCUCCAUUUUGAAAUGUCAUCAGCAUCCAAUGCAAAGAGUGGGCAUGUCUUAAACUUGUGCACAUCUUUGCAACACAGCCCAUGUUGCCUGCGUGAUUCCUUGUGCCUGUUAUAAGGUACUGGUAAGUAAAAUGUGCAUUUGUCAGGAGGAAAAUUGAGGCUGAUUGCUAAUGUGAGUAUAGCAUGUCAUGGCUGAAAAGGGGAUCGGCAUACAUGCUGAUUAUAUGCAAAAACAUGAUUUUUGGGGCUGGAAAAGUGGGUUGACUUAUACGCCACGAUUUACGGUGGUUUAAAUUAAUCAAAGUUACAAAUCAAAGUCAUUUUCAUUGUGAGAAAGCUGAUGGGAGCUAAUUUCUUUUGUAGUUAAAUAUUCAAUUAGUGACUGUCUAUUCGUAGUUGUGUCAUAAUGCCAGUAUUGUAAAACUCGAAUUAAUCGUGAAACAGAACCUUCGGCUAGAAGAACAUUUUAGCUGCAUGUAUGUCAGUUGCUCAAUAAACUAAAAACGUUUUUAUCACAUUGGUGUCACCUUCUUUAGUAAAAUAAAAUUCAAAGAUUGGAUCAUAUUCCUAUACCUGUAUGAUGAUUAUAGUUUCUUGAGAUAAAUUUAGGCAGGUAUUAGUUGUGAUAACUUUAAUUAGUAUAUUGAUUAAUUAAUUGAUAUGGUCCUACUAUAUGCCUGUUGUUUGCAAUAGACUGGCAAAUAUAACUCUUUUCAAUUUCAGUUCAAAUUUUCUUUAAACAAUCUACUUGUUAUCAUUUUUUGGUUAACUUUCCUGGUCUUACUUAAUCUUCAUAAGUCUCCUCCCCUUCCACCCCUCUCCCAGCACAAUUCCUCAUUAAAGAGGAGGCAACAUGUUGCCAUGCUCAUGCUAUUGUUGUAUUGUAAUCAGUCACAAUGAAGACACUGCUCCAUAUACAAAGUGCCUGUACUCUGCACCCUUCUCCUUCCAACAGAGCUAAAAUCAGGAACUACUUUGUGGAAAUUUGAAAGCAUGUAUACACAUCUUAGCAUUCUAUAGCACAACAUGCCAGUGCAUCUUUAAUACUUAAUCACUUCACAAUUUAUUUGUGGUUUGCUUUGUAUAUGUGGAAUGUAAGCCGUGUUAGUGGAUUUUCACCCUUAUUAUGUAUCUUUUUUCUUUAAAAAAGCUAUCUGUGAAUCAAUGAGCAUUUUGAACAACUUCAUCUUUUUGUAAUUCUGCAAGUAUAUUUUUGUAAUAAAUAAUGUUUUUAAACACCUACAAUAAAA